UUCAACAAGGAGAAGAUGGAGGCGCCAUUUGUGAGGAAGACUUAUGACAUGGUGAAUAACCCCGAGACAGACUCCAUUGUUUCCUGGAACUCGGAUGGAUCUCGCCUUGUCGUUUGGGAUGUUCAUAAGUUUGCUGCAGAAAUCCUGCCCACCUUCUUUCGCCACAGCAAUCCCUCGAGCUUUUUCUGCCAACUCAACUCAUACGGCUUCAGGAAAGCGGAUUGGGACAGAUGGGAGUUCCAGCACCAAUGGUUUCAGAGAGGGAAGAAGACUUGGCUCAAUAAAAUCAAGAGAAGAACUACCAGAAGUUCACAACGGGCACCAAUCCCAUUGCAGGAUCAGCAGCAGCAGAAGCAUCAAUCCCCACACGACGAAGAAACGAGUGGAGAGAAAGCAGAAGAGGAAAUCAAAGAAAUGUUGGACGAGCAAAACGGUAUGAAAAUGGAAAUCAAACAUCUCCAAGAAAACCUAGUAAUUCUGGCAAAGAAGUUAGCCUCCAUCAGAGAAGCAGACACCCCAGAUGUAAAGGGAAGAAAGCUGUUUCUGCUCAUGGCACAAGAUUUUCUUGAAAGUACAAAGGGCAAAAUCCCAGUAGAAGAAGAAUCACCAAAUGCUAUUCAGGAGAACAAGGAAAGCAACGAUGUUUUAGCCCGAAGUGAAAGCCAUAAAAGAUUGGAGAAGUUGGUGGAGGAAGGGGAAGACAUUAUGAUCGGAAUCGAGUAUUUGCUGGAAGGGCCAGCUGAUUGGGAGGAUUAUGUGAAGAAACUUGAGGAGAAAGGAGCUGGUCUUAAAAGCAGGCCAUGAAAAACAUCAUUACAUUGAUAUACAU
Ipomoea triloba (trilobed morning glory) is the source of this 829-nucleotide messenger RNA. RefSeq names its product heat stress transcription factor A-7b-like. NCBI's taxonomy places the organism in Eukaryota, Viridiplantae, Streptophyta, Magnoliopsida, Solanales, Convolvulaceae. The transcript has 2 exons. Bases 16 to 804 code for a protein of 262 amino acids. Gene Ontology annotation, biological process: regulation of transcription by RNA polymerase II. Gene Ontology annotation, molecular function: DNA-binding transcription factor activity; RNA polymerase II cis-regulatory region sequence-specific DNA binding. Gene Ontology annotation, cellular component: nucleus. The record is from RefSeq and is a predicted model, not a curated record.